This is a messenger RNA of Ipomoea nil (Japanese morning glory), 1395 nucleotides long. RefSeq lists its product as uncharacterized. The record is from RefSeq and is a predicted model, not a curated record. Lineage: Eukaryota; Viridiplantae; Streptophyta; Magnoliopsida; Solanales; Convolvulaceae. The transcript has 5 exons. The coding region runs from base 250 to 1074 and encodes 274 amino acids.
UGUAACCUGCACGUCCCUACUAGCGCAUUUUAGCAAAGCGUACGCGUGAUGAGUCGGAGGGCGAACGUUUAAACCGCCCCCUUUGCUCUCUCUCUCUUUUCUCUCCUCCUAUAUAUAUAAACUCUCAACGUUCCCGGCGAUUUCAGAACUCUGAAAGGAAAGCCGAAAAAGAUAAUAAUAAUCGUGAAGAAACCCUUUGUUCUCCGUGGAAUUCUGGAAGGAAAGAGUGUGAGAAAGCCCAGAGUUUGGAUGGUUGCAGAGAAGUCAAUGGCGAUGGGGUCCGGAAGAUCGAAGCCGCCGCUGCACAAUUUCACGCUGCCGUAUGGGCUCAAGUGGGGGAAUCAGAAGUUCUUGAGGUGCGGUAAGCUAGAUUCCGACGGAGAAAUCGCUGCCAUUCACCGGCGGCGCGGAUCAGAUGAGCGGGUUGGGAAUUUCCGGCGGGCGGACGUGGAAAACGGGAUCGCCGCCGUGAGGAAGAAGCUGAUGAAUGAUCUUCAGGCGGAGACGGAUAAGAUGAAAGACGCGAUUUUGAGAACGGGUCUGGAGGAGGAGGAAGAGGAAGUUCCGCCGCCGCCGCCGCAGGCGGCGGCGGCGGCGGUGGAAGAGGACAAUAUCAACAACGAACACUCUCCGCCGCCGCCGACCACUGUUCCCCCACCCGAAUCCGCCGGCGCCGCCGACCCGAAUAAGCCGUGGAGCUUGAGGACUCGCCGCUCAGCCUGUAAACCACCGAAUGGUUUCCCCGCCGAGGCCGGCGGCGGAUCGAGCCAGGCUUUUAAGGUUGAUGUAAUGAGGCCGGAAAACAACAAAUCUCCAUUACCAAUACUCCGAAGUGGCUUCGCCGCCGCCGCUGCACCGCCCACCGGCGGCGAGAAGAGAGAGAGAGCGAAGUUCUCCGUCCCGCUCGCCCGCCGUGAGAUCGAGGAGGAUUUCAUGGCCAUAAUAGGCCACAGACCCGCUCGCCGCCCCAAGAAACGAGCUAAAUUGGUCCAGAAAAGCUUAGAUACCCUUUUCCCGGGCUUGUGGUUGACGGAAAUUACAGCUGACUUAUACAAAGUUCCCGAUGAUCAGUAGAAUAUAUGAACAGGUGGGAGGUUGAUUUGCUGACAGGCAAUGGUAAAUUGUAACCAACCAACAACUAAUAUAGUGAGAUACUGCAAAAACUCUUUUUUUGUGAGACUGGGAAUUUGAUCAAAGUGUCGAGUUUCCUCGGGUUACAACAAAGCUUUACUCGCUUUGGAAAUGCUAAUUUUCGGUCCUAUAUUUCUUCAUAUUCUUUUCUUUUUUUUUUUAUGUGAUAGCGGGAAUAAGUUAAUGUAGUACAGAAAAGUUUGAUGAAUAUUCUUAUCUUUAUGACAAUUGUUCAUAGUUUGUGCUGAACUUCCAUUCUUCCAA